AUGGCACCAUCAAUACUGAAUGGAAAUGGUACAACGACAGCUAAGAAUAACAAUGAUGAUGAUGGUAAUAUCAAUAGUAUAAAAUUAGAAAAUUUAUUAUUAAGAGACGAAGAUAUUUUUCAAACUUCAUUAAAUUCUCAAGACUAUUUUGAAAGUUUAGCACCAAUAAUAAAAGAUGCAAUUCAAACAAAUGGAUUAUCUAACUUAAUAACCAAAUUGAAUGAAAUUGUUGAAUCUAAAGAUGAAGAAUUAAAUCAAGCAUCAAUGGAGUCAAUGGAUGAAAUAAAUCAAUGUAUAACUACAAUUGAUCAAAUUCAACUGAAAUCAUUAAAAUUAAAUAAAGAAUUUUAUCAAUAUUCAUCAGUUCUUAAUAAAUCAGCAUUUGAAUUAAUGAAUCGUAAAAUAUCAUACAUAACUAUAAAAAAAACAGUUUAUAAAAUAGAAACUACUAAACAUGUAUUAUCUAAUUGUAUUCAAGUUUUGGAAUUAAUGAAUAAGAUUCUUGAAUUAAUUAAAGAGACGAAAUAUUUUCCAGCUUUGAAACUAAUUGAUGAAUUAUUAUCUGUUCAUAUUUCCAAAGUUGAUAAUUUUUCAUUUGCAAAGAAGAUUGUUAAUUCUAUUCCUCAUUUAACUAAAAUGAUUAAAGAUGAAAGUUUUGAAAAUUUAUCAAAAUGGUUGUCUAUAAAUCUUGAAAGAAAACUAAAUAUAAUUAGUGAUUGUUUAAUUGAUAAUAUUAUCGAAAUACAGAAUAAUUGGGAUAAGUUAAGAUUUGAAAAUCAUUCGUUGAUUCCAUAUAAAGUAAAUUCAAAAGUUGAAAAGGCAUUAAGGGAAGAUAAGUUUGAUAUUAACUUAUUUGAGAUUAAUGAUUUAGAAAUUAAUUUAAAUAUAGUAUAUGAUACUAUCUUAGUAUAUCAAACCUUGGACGAAUUAGAUCAAUUAUCAAAUUUAUAUCAUAAAGAAUGGAUGAAAAAAUAUGGAAGAAUUAUAUAUCCAUUAACUACAACCACAUCAACAACUAUGGAUCAAAAUAAAGAAAUAAUAUUCACGACAAAAGAACUCGAUGAUUAUCUUAAUAAAAUUGCUGGUUUUUUCAUUAUGGAUAAAUCAUUAAAUCUUAUUACUAAAUUUCAAUUAAGAAAUAAUUCUCAAGCUAAUGAAUUAUGGAAUUCAUGUAUGUCUAAAUUAAAACCAGUCAUAUUACAAAAUUUACAAAAUUAUGAUUUUUAUGAUUUAACAGAGUUGGCAGAUUUCAAAAUUAGUGUUGGUGAUUUCUUACAAAUUAUGGAUAAUUAUGGAUAUGACAUUGGAGAAUUAUAUGAAAUAUUGAUGAUUUUAUUUAAAGAUUGGUAUUCUCCAUUAAUUGUCAUGAAUUUUAGAAGACAAUUUAUUAAUUCAAUUCAAUCUGAUAAUUAUUUAGCAACUAUUGUUGACACAAAGGAAGAAUUUAGAUCAAUAUUAAAACGAAUUUGGACAAAGGAUGAACUUAGUACUAAUAGGGAUUUUCCAGCUAGUUUACCAUUUAGUGAAGAUUAUAUACAUUUUUGUAUACAAAUUCGGAAAUUAAUAUCUGAUGUUUUACAAUUUGUUAGUAUUCAUUAUGGAUAUCAAUCUAAAGAAAUAAGUAAUAUAAUUAUAAAUGAAAUUAUAGAAACUACCUUGAUUGGUAUAGCAAAAGAUCUUGAAGAAUUCAUAAAUAAAAAUUCAAAUAAUAAAGAGAUAAUAGCUCAAACGUAUACUAAUUUAGAAUAUUAUUGUUUUUCAAUUUAUCAAAUUGGUGAAUUAUUAGAUAAGAAAAUCAAAUCUACUAUAUUGGGAAAUUCAAAUAAGGAAAGUCAAAGUCCCUCAAUUUCAUUAAGAGCAAUUGAUACAUUUAAUAAAUUACGUAAGUAUUCAGAAGAAACAAUUUUUGAAAUGGUAGAUGUUAAAAUUGACCAAUUAUUAUCAAUGGUAGAAUAUGAUGAUUUUUUACCACAAAAUAAAAAUAUUGAUGCAAAUUAUGAAGUUAAAGAUUUUGCUGAUUUUUUGAUAAAUUUAUUCACAUCUAUAUUUGGUAAUUUACCUACUCAAUUAAGAAUAAUUGGAUUAUUUAGAGCAUAUGAUCAUAUUGCGGAAUAUUUUUUAAAUAUAUUAAAAACUUCCAAUCAAUUCAAUAAAACAUUUAUUUAUAAUUUUGAUCUUGAUGUCAUGGUUAUUGAAGACACGUUUAAGAAAUUAGAUUUAUCUGAAUCAGAUUCUCAAACUGUUUCUUUAGAAUCUACAUUUAUGACAUUAAGACAAACAAUAAAUUUAUUAAAAAAUCCUGAAGAAUUUAAUAAAAAUAAUUUAAAUAAAUUCGAUAGGAUAAAUUAUCAAGAUGGAUUGAAAUUAAUUUCUAAAAUACAAGAAUAUGAAAAUAUGAAUACAAAUUCAACUGGUUCAACUCCUAAUAGAAGUCCAAAUAUUGUUCAAAGGGGUACGUUUCCUACUUCGACCUCAAAUUCAAAUUUUGCUAGCAUUUUAGGAAGUAUAAGAAGUACUAAUAAUAAUAAUAAUAAUAAUAGUAGUAGUAGUAGAUCUCAUUCAAGAAAUAAUAGUCAGCAUGAUUUUGAUGAUAAUAUUACUGAAACCGGUUCAACUAUGAAAUUUUCUUCUUUGGCAUCUAGGUUGAAGAAGAAUAAUCAUGAGUAA
This is a messenger RNA of Insectozyma verbasci, 2667 nucleotides long. Lineage: Eukaryota; Fungi; Ascomycota; Pichiomycetes; Serinales; Debaryomycetaceae. The record is from the annotation of a GenBank genome assembly.